Molecule: messenger RNA, 549 nt
Organism: Gongylonema pulchrum
Lineage: Eukaryota; Metazoa; Nematoda; Chromadorea; Rhabditida; Gongylonematidae
Source: the annotation of a GenBank genome assembly
AUGCGUCUAACAGUUGUGAAUCCACAGGUGUGUGAUGAUGCGGUUGUGCUUCGUGCGGUAACAGGGGCUAUCACGGAACGGUGGUGGUACGAGCGCCUUGUGAAUAUGACGUACUCACCAAAAACCCGUGUUUUGUGCUUGUGGCGAAGGCAUGAAGGAAAAGUACACAUGCAUAAGUUCUACACAAGAAAGUGUCGAGAGCUGUAUGCCGCAAUGAAGGAGGCUAUGGAAAGGGCUGCUGCUCGAGGCAAAGUUGUCUUGUCUGGAAGAGAUUUAGGUGGAGAAUUUCCGAUCCAGGAAAUGGAAUCAAAUCAAGGCGGACUGUUGCAAGUGAGGAUCGAUGGCGUGGCUUUGCUGUUCGAAGAUCGACAGCACUUCAUUGAGCUGAGCAAUAUUAAAAAAUGCAAUACAUUUGGUGGCAAUGUAUUUGUUCUGGAAGAAUAUGUGGACUUCCCAGAUCAAGAAGUUAUUGAACUGGACUGUCCGGAAAAACACAAUUUGUUCUUUGGCUUCUGCAGCUGCGUCCAGCAGCACAUUUAUUGCAUUUAA